GUCUCAUUUGUGGGGUUUGGUGCGAAGAGGACUGACAGAUGGGCUCGUGACUCGUGAGUUUUUGGAUAACAUAAUCGAUCCCAUUUCCCUGAAAAUCUCGUCCUUCUUCAAGAAACCAUGUGUCCAUGAUGCAAUUCGCAUUAUCACUCCGUUAUCCCACCAAUCACUUCCCGCGUCGUCGUUUCAGAAUUCUGAGCACUGCGUCAUCGGAAAAGUUAUAUUCACCAUUUCUCCGAUUCAAGAUUCCGUUCCCAACAAUUCAUUUUCCGACUGCUUCGGCUUUUAUGCUCUCUAACUGUAUUGGAGAGUGGAUCACAAAGUGAGGUUAAGUUGGAUCGCAGAUAUUGUGAAUCAUUUAUGGAGGUCAAUAAUUCAAUUCCAGUACCGCCACCCCCUUUGCCUAGGUCGGCAUUAACCAGCUGCACAAGCCAGAAAAAGUUUGUGAACAAUUUAACGCCAAGGAAGUGCAGCUAUGUGUCCCCGGCAACAAGAGAUUUGUGGGAUCGUCUUUUCGACGAAGGCUAUAAAGCAGAUGUUGGCAUUAAUACUCGUAACGGUGGUAUUAUUUUUGCUCAUUCUCACAUUCUUCGAAUGGGUUCUCCAGUUUUGAGAGGCAUGCUAAAGCAAGCAAGUCGUCGUUAUGGUCGGCGAUCUAUUUCCAUUCUCGGGGUUCCACAUGACGCAGUCCGAGUUUUCAUUCGAUUCUUGUAUUCUUCGUGCUAUGAGAAAGAAGAAAUGGAAGAACUGGUCUUGCCUUUAUUGGUGCUGUCACAUGCAUUUGUUGUCCCUCACUUGAAGCGUGAAUGUGAAGAAAAGCUAGAGAUGAGUUCGCUCACUAUAGACAACGUAGUUGACGUAUUUCAGCUUUCAUUGCUAUGUGAUGCUCCCCGGCUGAGCCUAAUUUGUUACCGAAUGAUCUCAAAGAAUCUCAAACCUGUUUCAGAGUCUGAAGGUUGGGAAGCAAUGAAGCAGAGUCACCCAUUUCUGGAAUCCGAACUUCUCGAAUACAUAACCAUGGAAGAGAAUAGAAAGAAGAUGAGGAAGAGGAAGAGUGAAGAAAGGAAGAUCCAUAUAGAACUGUACGAGGCAAUGGAAGCACUGGUUCACAUCUGUAGAGAUGGGUGUCGAACUAUUGGUCCACGCGAUAAAGAUUUAAAAACGAACGACGCUCCUUGUGGCUAUGCAGCCUGCAAGGGGAUAGAAUUGCUUAUUCGUCAUUUUGUUGCCUGUAAAUUGAGGGUCCCACGUGGUUGCAUUCAUUGUAAGAGAAUGUGGCAACUAUUUGAGUUACAUUCUCGAUUAUGUGCUGAUCCACAUAUCUGUAAAGUUCCUUUAUGCAGGAGUUUCAAGCAAAAAAUAUCAAAUCAAAGAAAGAGAGAUGAGAUGAAGUGGAAAAUAUUGGUUCAGAAGAUUUUGAGAACAAAGGGCAUUGCUGUGGCACCAAUUUUUCAACAGCAAUAGCCCAAACUUGGCGGGAAUGAAACGAAAUUGGUGCGGAAUAAACUUCAAGUUGAAUAUUGUCCAUCCAUGUGCAAAUAUAUGAAAGCUUCAAAUUGUAAAUUUGUAGUACAGGGUAAACUUCGAUUUUAUUACCUUUGUUGGUGAUGAGAAACAAUACCACAAC
This is a messenger RNA of Prosopis cineraria, 1624 nucleotides long. Its product is annotated as BTB/POZ and TAZ domain-containing protein 4-like. Gene Ontology annotation, molecular function: protein binding. Bases 358 to 1461 code for a protein of 367 amino acids. The transcript is spliced from 6 exons. NCBI's taxonomy places the organism in Eukaryota, Viridiplantae, Streptophyta, Magnoliopsida, Fabales, Fabaceae. The record is from RefSeq and is a predicted model, not a curated record.